CCACAUGAUCGGCCUCCACACUAAAACCACAUCACCAAUUCGAAGAGUCUCACAACACCUGCGAUCGCGAGGGUUCCGAGUCCAGUCCGUCGCCAUGGGAGAAAAAUGUUACACCCGCAGUUCAGGUGCCGAGUGCCCACCGUUGACUAAAGACAAGGUGCGCGUCUACAGCAUGAGAUUUUGUCCAUUUGCCCAGAGAACAAGACUGGUGCUGGCUCAUAAGAAUAUUCCAAACGAGUGUAUCAACAUCCAUCUAAGGGACAAACCCACCUGGUUCCUUGAGAAGUACGACUACGGGACUGUCCCCUUGAUUGAGAUUAACGAUAAGAUCAUCCCCGAGUCACUGGUUACUUGUGAGUACCUGGACGACGUCUACCCCGAGCCGAAACUGAUGCCAUCUGACCCAUACAUCAAGGCGAAGCAUAACGUACUCAUCCAGAGAUACAGCAAGUUAAUUUCCAAGUACUACAAGGAGCUGAGGUCCAAAGAGGGUGGAGAUGUAUUUGCUGAACUGAAAUAUUUUGAAGAAGAGCUGGCGGCUGUUAAGGGAGACUUCAUUGGAGGGGAAAAACCGUUAUUUGUCGAUUUCAUGAUAUGGCCCUGGUGUGAACGAUUCGACUUAAUACCCACGUUCUCUGAGGCCAGAGAGACAUACCCAAAGUUUGCAGCAUGGGUAGACGCGAUGAAGCAGAUACCGGCGGUUCAGGCAUGCAUGUUAAGCAAGGAUUUACAUAUGGGGUUCUAUAAGACUUAUCCAGAUAAUGCUAAUUAUGAUUAUGGUCUUUAGGCAUAGCAGUGAAAGACAUGACAGUUAAAGAAGCAAAUCUCCGGAGCAAAUCUGUCCUCAGUUCCUAUCGUAUUCCCACUACUGAUGAAAUACCAAUCUAUAUCUUUCAAACUAUUGCAUGGUACCAAUGGGUGUUACGGUGCACAGACACUAUGUCUGAAAAACUUUAAGUCGACACUUUUGCCAUGGAAAAGAAACGUGUCCACUACUGCUUUCCAAAUUCAGACACAGGCAGUGUAUGAUGUAUGUAGCCUGCCGAAACAAACACAACACGUUUAAAUAGCUUCAAAAGAUAAUAAUUAUGCCAGUGAUAUUAAGUGUUACCUACGUUUAAAGUGGGUUCAUAAUAUUUUUACCUUGGAUGAUGUCUCUAUAAAUGUAAAUGUAGUUGGUAUGAAAUUAACAGAUAUUCAUCAUUAAAUUAAUGGUUAUUGU
Messenger RNA from Lineus longissimus, 1222 nucleotides. Its product is annotated as glutathione S-transferase omega-1-like. The record is from RefSeq and is a predicted model, not a curated record. Bases 5 to 787 code for a protein of 260 amino acids. Gene Ontology annotation, cellular component: cytoplasm. Gene Ontology annotation, biological process: glutathione metabolic process. The transcript is spliced from 5 exons. NCBI's taxonomy places the organism in Eukaryota, Metazoa, Nemertea, Pilidiophora, Heteronemertea, Lineidae. Gene Ontology annotation, molecular function: glutathione transferase activity; glutathione dehydrogenase (ascorbate) activity.